CCGCCGCCGCCGCGCUCCCCACCAAGCACCACCGCAGCCAUGUCCGCCGUCCUCACCCGCCCGACCCCGGGCACGGUCCAGUGCUUCGGGCGCAAGAAGACGGCGGUGGCCGUCGCCUACACCAAGCCCGGGCGCGGGCUCAUCAAGGUGAACGGCGCCCCCAUCGAGCUGAUCCGCCCGGAGAUGCUGCGCCUCAAGGCCUUCGAGCCCAUCAUGCUCGCCGGCCGCUCCCGCUUCAAGGACAUCGACAUGAGGAUCCGCGUCCGCGGCGGCGGUAAGACCUCCCAGAUCUACGCCAUCCGCCAGGCCAUCGCCAAGGCGCUCGUCGCAUACUACCAGAAGUACGUCGACGAGGCCGCCAAGAAGGAGGUCAAGGACAUCUUCGGCCGCUACGACCGCACCCUCCUCGUCGCCGACCCACGUCGCUGCGAGCCCAAGAAGUUCGGAGGACGCGGCGCCCGCGCAAGGUUCCAGAAGUCCUACCGUUGAUUCGCUGCCGGCAGGCCAUCGCCGCCAAGGCGCUCGUGGCCUACUACCGGAAGCUCGUGCAUGGGGUGGUUUUCUCUGCUUUACCUCCCAAGUUUUAGACUAUCUAUCCUUAGCUACCUACCUUGUCAAGACAUUGUGAUAUGGAUGUGAUGUGGGAUGUUUUAAGACUAUUUAGUUGCUGCAAUAUCGGUUUUGCUUGUUACCUAUCUUGAGGAAUUUUGAUAUGGUAUGUUCGCCUUAUAUUUAUGUUAUGUCUGAUGCUAAAUGUUUCAUCUCA
This is a messenger RNA of Lolium rigidum, 766 nucleotides long. RefSeq names its product 40S ribosomal protein S16. Gene Ontology annotation, cellular component: ribosome; cytosolic small ribosomal subunit. The record is from RefSeq and is a predicted model, not a curated record. Gene Ontology annotation, biological process: translation; maturation of SSU-rRNA from tricistronic rRNA transcript (SSU-rRNA, 5.8S rRNA, LSU-rRNA). The transcript has a single exon. Lineage: Eukaryota; Viridiplantae; Streptophyta; Magnoliopsida; Poales; Poaceae. Gene Ontology annotation, molecular function: RNA binding; structural constituent of ribosome. Bases 40 to 489 code for a protein of 149 amino acids.